Messenger RNA from Arachis duranensis, 1105 nucleotides. RefSeq lists its product as uncharacterized. The transcript is spliced from 3 exons. NCBI's taxonomy places the organism in Eukaryota, Viridiplantae, Streptophyta, Magnoliopsida, Fabales, Fabaceae. Bases 318 to 773 code for a protein of 151 amino acids. The record is from RefSeq and is a predicted model, not a curated record.
CAAAGCAAUAUUUAAUACAAAAUCUUUUCCCCACACAACACAACAAAACCAACGUCGUCACCCUUCUUUUUCAUCUUUCUCUUCUUCUUCUUCUUCUUCUUUAUCCCUCUCUCCCUCUCCACGCUCAACCUACAGCACCUCCUUUUCUGAAUCUGAUACAAGCUCCGUUUUGAAGGGUCAUUUUUACUUGUUUCAAGAGCAAGUAGUGGAAGGUGGAUUGACCCUUUAGCUUGGUAAAAGCAUCAGGAUCAAAAAGAUCAUUUUUUUUUCUUUGUGGGUAUUGGAUUUUGAGUUUGUGUUGACCUAGAAAAAUUGAAAUGGUGGGUAUAUUUUCGAGAUUUUCUGUUGGAAGGAACAUCCACCGACGGACGCAAAGUGCUCUGGAUGAGAGGGAAGUAAUGCCCCCAAAUGCGGAGGUUGCUGCCGCAGCAAGUGCCGCCGCUGCCGCCACUCCACAUGGAAUUGAAGUGGCAGUGGAGUUUAAGCCAGUUGAGCACCCAAUUGAACCCCUUGACAAUGAUAGACCGAUUCAGUGCCCAUUACCUGAACCAUCAAUUCUAAAUGAUGGAAGAAUAUGGAAGGAGCGAGUAUCUGCCACUGUUCGGAGAAGAGGCGACUUGCCGGUGAUGAAAGAAGGAGGAGCCCUUGAACCUGAAGUUGCCGGCACAAAGCCUCGGACAUCCCAGUCUAACAGAAUGAUUCUUCCAUCUCUUAGUGCUCCAGAGCACAAUCUCUUAAAACUUCUUGAAGAGUGUAAUGCUUCAGGCAUUUAACCUGGUACUGUUUCUUAAUGUUGUAAUCUGUUCACAUAAAUUGCAUCUUCUUAAAGUGGGAUGCAUUGUUGUAUUUCCUUCACCCUUUUUAUUUUUAAAUGUUAUUUAUUAAAUAUAUUAGGAGGAGAGUCUCAGAGCAAUGAUUGAGUUAUCUCCAGGUGAACUCAGAGUCACGUGUUCGAGCCGUGAAAUUCGAUGCAUGCAUUAGGUUAGGCCAUGUAUAUUACGCCAUUUGUGCGCGGCCGUUCGCCGGAUCCUGCCUAACACCGGAUGUUUUGCAUCGGACUGUCCCUCUUGUUUACUAAAUAUAUUUAAAUUAUAAUUUUCAAACA